CUCGGAUCCGUUUCUCACGGUCCUGCAGGGGCCUGGAAGCGGCCGAGACCGAACAAGGCGAAAAGCCUUCCGAACUAACCUAGGACCUCGAAUGGUGCCCGCCCUUCCUAUAGCAUGCCUGGGUCGGCAGGGCCCCGGGCCGCCUGGGCCCGCCCGUUCGGCUCGCGCUCUCGCUGGUGGCGGCCUGCGUGGUGUCCGGCCUGCUGCUCGUCUUCCUGCCCCUGCCCUGCGGGGCUGCGUUCGGCGAGGCCGCGCCCGGCAGCUGCCCCGCCGCGGCCGCGCGCCGGCUGAUCCUGACCAGCGACGGCCUCACGCACGAGGCGUUGCGGGCCGAGUUCCGCGCCAUGAGCCCGCCGG
This is a messenger RNA of Prorocentrum cordatum, 357 nucleotides long. The record is from the annotation of a GenBank genome assembly. NCBI's taxonomy places the organism in Eukaryota, Dinophyceae, Prorocentrales, Prorocentraceae.